AUGACUCCUAAACCGCUUGACUUAGAAGAGGUCCACAUAGACAGCAUGGAAUAUCCUGUGAAGUUGAAGGCUUACAAGUCAAAUUCGUUGCCGGAGGGUAGACAUCCUUAUCGUCGCGAGAGUAAAAUUCUGAGGCUCAAAAACUCGGUCAAAAAUGGCUUCCAAGGAAGCUUGAGAAGGUGAGC
This is a messenger RNA of Cylicostephanus goldi, 185 nucleotides long. The record is from the annotation of a GenBank genome assembly. NCBI's taxonomy places the organism in Eukaryota, Metazoa, Nematoda, Chromadorea, Rhabditida, Strongylidae.